AUGGUGAUUUUCGGUGUGGAUGAAGAGAAAUUUGGCUGGUUUCAAGGUUUAUAUGCUUAUGUAGUAAAAAUUCGCAACAACUCUCAUUUGGAUGAGCUCUGCAAAAAGGAACGGCUCAGCGAGGCCAUCUUAGCUCUGGAUUCCAUUGCCGGACGUGGGUGCAAGGUAAAACCAAAAACCUAUAUCAAUUUACUUCAGCAUUGCAUUGAUGAGAAUUGUGUCAAGUUGGGUCGGGAGUUUCAUGCUCGGAUGGGUCUUGUUGAGUAUGUUGACCCUUUUGUUGAGACUAAAUUAGUGAGUAUGUAUGCGAAAUGUGGGUACUUGGAUGAUGCACGCAGAGUGUUCGAUGAAAUGCGUGAAAGAAACUUGUUCACUUGGUCAGCUAUGAUCGGUGCAUGCUCUAGAGCAAAAACGUGGAAGGAAGUUUUAGAGCUUUUAUUGUUGUUGAUGAAAGAUGAUGGUAUUGUUCCUGAUCAAUUCCUUUUGCCUAAGAUAUUGGAGGCUUGUGGGAAUUGCAAGAAUUUUGAGACAACCAAAUUGAUACAUUCGAUGGUGAUUCGAUGUGGUUUCAGUGGUGCUAUUAGAGUCAACAAUUCAAUCUUGGCUGUUUAUGCAAAAUAUGGGAAACUGGAUUGGGCUAAGAGGUUUUUCGAGAAGAUGGACAAGAAGGACAUUGUCACUUGGAAUGCAAUUAUAUCUGGGCUUUGCCAUACUGGUCAGAUUGAAGAAGCUACUAAACUUCUUGAUGAAAUGAGAGAGGAAGGGACUGAACCAGGUUUGGUAACUUGGAACAUAUUGAUUGCUAGUUGUAAUCAAUUAGGGAAAACAGAUGUUGCAAUGGGAUUGAAGAAAGAGAUGGAAAGUACUGGGAUUUCUCCUGAUGUAUUUACUUGGACUUCUAUGACCUCAGGGUUUGCUCAUAAUGACAGGAGAGGUGAGGCAUUAAAUUUGUUCAAUGACAUGAUUUCAGAAGGAGUCAACCCGAAUGAAGUUACGAUUACAAGUGCAGCUUCAGCUUGUGCAUCUCUAAGAUCACUCAACAAAGGGCUGGAAAUCCAUGCUUUUGCAAUUAAGAAUGGUCUUAUAGAUAAUGUUCUAGUUGGAAAUUCACUUGUUGACAUGUAUUCCAAGUGUGGGUGUAGAAAUAUCUUUGUAAAUACAUUUUGUACAGCUAAUUUUAGGUUGUAA
This is a messenger RNA of Humulus lupulus (European hop), 1188 nucleotides long. RefSeq names its product pentatricopeptide repeat-containing protein At1g19720-like. Bases 1 to 1188 code for a protein of 395 amino acids. Lineage: Eukaryota; Viridiplantae; Streptophyta; Magnoliopsida; Rosales; Cannabaceae. The transcript is spliced from 2 exons. The record is from RefSeq and is a predicted model, not a curated record. Gene Ontology annotation, biological process: RNA modification. Gene Ontology annotation, molecular function: RNA binding; protein binding.